This is a messenger RNA of Prunus avium (sweet cherry), 904 nucleotides long. The record is from RefSeq and is a predicted model, not a curated record. Lineage: Eukaryota; Viridiplantae; Streptophyta; Magnoliopsida; Rosales; Rosaceae.
UUGACAAAGUAAGAUUGUUUGCAGAACCAAGAGUUCUUGGUCCUUGGACAACAAACCUUGACUGAACUGAGGGAUAAGAUCUACUGCUUAACGGACCAUGUGAUGCAAAAGGCUAAGCAGCAUGACCCUUCAGGAUAUUUCCUUAUAGAAGAUACAUUGUGCAACGAUUUGAGGGAUCCCUCUGCAGUAGAUUAUAGUGAACCUAUAUUUGAUUGGCUUAGAAAUUCUAAAGAUGAAGCUCAUAAAAAAUGGGAAUGGAUUGCAGCUGGAGGAUUGCAAACAAAGCAAAAAGCAGUUGUAGGCGAUGUUACGGGCUCACAAUUGCCUCAUUUCAGAGCUGUUGACAUGCACAAGACACAGUUUUGUGACUUGAAAUUUCGACUUGGUGCUGGAUAUCUAUAUUGUCACCAGGGAGACUGCAGACAUACAAUUGUAAUUAGAGACAUGAGAUUGAUUCAUCCACAGGAUGUACAAAACAGGGCAGCCUAUCCGAUACUCUUAUUUCAACUGAAGCCGCAUAUACGAAAAUGUUAUGUUUGUAAAAUAUUUAGAGCAACACAGGUGACUAUAGAUGACAAGUGGGCUCAGGAGAACCCCUGCUACUUCUGUGACAACUGCUAUUACCUUCUUCACUACAAGGACGGUUGUUUGCUGUAUGAUGACUUUUCUGUACACGAGUAUCGACAUGAUUAAUCAUUUUGUACGUAGAGAGUUUAGUUUCACCCGUAACGGGAAGUGGUACAAACAUAUCCAAGUCAUACCACCAUUAUGGAGUCAGUUCUAUGUUCGCUUUAACUACUUGAGUUACAAGUCUCUUGCGACUUAGAGUUUGCAUAUCAUUCAUCAUACCACACCAUUAUUUAACAAUGGGGGCCUACGCUCCAAGAAAAUUUGUCUGUCCAUA